UGUUACAGGCUUUCAACACCUACAAGGAUAGUCUUUCCAGAUCAACACUGCUAGCUCACCCCAUCGCGAAUGCACCGCUAGCCCUUGUCACCGACGCCUCGAGCACGGCCCUGGGAGCGGUUCUCCAGCAAUAUGUCAACUGUGAGUGGCAACCAUUAGCGUUCUUUUCAAAAAAGCUGAAGAAAGCACAAUGUAUGUACAGCGCUUAUGAUAGGGAACUUUUAGCAAUAUACGAGUCAACCAAACAUUUUCGCCACAUGUUGGAAGGCAGACACUUUUCAAUAUACACAGACCAUAAGCCUCUUAUGUUCGCUUUCCAGCAACGCGAUCGCCAAUGUUCUCCAAGACAAUUCAACCAGUUGGAUUUCAUAGCUCAAUUCACAACAGAAAUUAAGCACAUCUCAGGGAAGGAUAACAUCACUGCCGACACUAUGUCACGCAUUGAGCAAAUAUGUUCACCACCGGACCUACACCAGUUGGCACUGUCUCAACAGCGCGAUGAAGAACUGAUCCAGAUCAUAAAAGAUGGACACUCUUCACUCAAGCUGCAGGAAAUCCCGGUACCAGAUCUUUGCGGAGUACAGCUACGCCAGACAACAGCAUACCAUCCGGCAGCUAACGGGAUGGUUGAGCGGCUACAUAGGACCCCGAAAGCAGCGAUCAUGGCUCAUGAUGACAAGCGGUGGACAGACGUGCUUCCCACAGUAUUGCUGGGAUUGCGGACAGCGUGGAAGCCUGACAUCCAGAGUUCAGCAGCAGAGUUGGUAUACGGUGAGGCCCUCAGGAUACCUGGACUUUAAAUCUCCCAAGGGGGUGGUGUGGCGCAUCACUACAUCGACGACGUCCCAUCACUACACCAGGCGAGCGAGGAGCAUGCGGGGGCGCGGAGACGCGCACACGCAGCGAGCUACCAGUUCGCCGCGGGCAUCGCCAGUGCCGCUCCAAACGACUCCGAGCACACCCGCGUCGCUUUGCUUACGCUCCCGCGCUAUUAUCCUCGCUACGAAGAAAGCAAAGACACACGACAUCUUCGGGCUAAGUCACGGGCGCACAGUCGGCAAUGAAGGAAGCGACAAGAGGAUCGUAUCGUACUUCGUGAACAAGGUGGCGAACGGGUCAGAGCGGCGUACAACUAGCUUGGAUGGCGAAUACGUGGUGGACUUGAAGAUAUACCAUGCCAACGACGUGAACAACACUGAUUCAAGAGAAGUCUGGCGCAAGGCUCUUCUACGAAUCAAGCUGCAGACUCCGGAUGACAGCGAUGAGUGGAAGUUGUUACAGAAGCUAGUUACACGAAUUGACAAAAACUUUGAAGAUGAACCACGAUUUUACUCUGACAAACAUGUAGAUUGAACACGAUUGAACAAA
This is a messenger RNA of Pectinophora gossypiella (pink bollworm), 1368 nucleotides long. RefSeq lists its product as uncharacterized. The record is from RefSeq and is a predicted model, not a curated record. Bases 526 to 1353 code for a protein of 275 amino acids. Lineage: Eukaryota; Metazoa; Arthropoda; Insecta; Lepidoptera; Gelechiidae. The transcript has 4 exons.